Molecule: messenger RNA, 1706 nt
Organism: Asparagus officinalis (garden asparagus)
Lineage: Eukaryota; Viridiplantae; Streptophyta; Magnoliopsida; Asparagales; Asparagaceae
Product: zinc finger CCCH domain-containing protein 18
Exons: 4
Coding region: 77-1594 (505 amino acids)
Molecular function (GO): nucleic acid binding; metal ion binding
Source: RefSeq, a predicted model, not a curated record
GACAUUUUAACCCAAGCAGGUUCCAGAUAUCUCCAAUUAUCUCUCUCUCUCUCUCUCUCUCUCUGCCCGUCCCUCAAUGGCGGGAGAGGGAGACGACGAAGAAGCAAACAUAGAGCAGCAGUUAGAGCAGCAGCUGAAGGAACAGAAGGAAUCUCUAUCGGCCGUCGACGAUGCCCUUGCCUCCGAUCCCUCCAAUCCUGAGCUCCUCUCUGUUCACGAAGAACUCCUCCUAGCAAUCAGAGAUGCAAAGGAAGGGCUGCUUCACUUGAAACGGUCAAGGUUGCUGAAGGAAGCUGAUGCAAUAUUACUGAAACAAGAACCAGACUCCAUAUUUGAGGAUGCCAAGGUGGAGACCUUGGAUCCAAGCCAGGUUGAACCAGAACCACUGGAAGCAGAAGAUAACUCUGAAAAUUAUUCUGUUGGGUCAAAGUGCAGGUUUCGUCACACAGAUGGACGCUGGUAUAAUGGUCACAUUCUAGGUUUUGAAGGCACUGAUUCUGCAAGGAUUUCAUUCCUUACUCCUACUUCUGAAAGCAUGCAGAUGUGCAAGUUCUUUCUACAGCAACGGUGUCGAUUUGGUGGUAACUGCCGCUUGUCACAUGGAUUCAAUGUUCCUAUGUCAUCGCUGAAGCAGUAUGUUCCAACAAUAUGGCAGCAGUCUCUAGUGGGCUCAAGCAUACUGGCAACUUCAGGUGGCCAUUCUGGUAUAUGGAGGAAAGCUGAGCUUGAAGCCUGGGACGAAAAUCUCUGUCUGGCUCAAGUUGUAUUCCAAGAUGAUGGAACCUCCGCAAAACUCAGUAGCGAUUCUCUCACAAUAUCAGAAUACGCCCAAAUGAGCGAUGAGAGCGACGGAGAAUCUGAUAGCCUGAGCUCAGACGCAUCAGAAUCAAAUGACGAUGAUUACACAACAAGUCAAGGUAUAGGAUUUAGUGAAGCCGCAGCACCACAAAGUGGAGUCCAGACCGAGACUGCAAUAUUUGCCAAGUGGGAGCAUCACACCAGAGGCAUUGCAUCGAAGAUGAUGGCAAGCAUGGGCUACCGUGAAGGUACGGGCUUAGGUGUUUCAGGUCAAGGGAUACUUGAUCCAGUCUCUGUAAAAGUUCUUCCCAAGAAACAAUCUCUUGAUCAUGCUCUUACCUCUGGUAAUACCAAUGAAAACAAGGAAACCCGAGUUAAGAAACGAAGCAGAGGGGGCAAAAGGAAGAGAGAAAAGAAAUUUGCUGAAGCUGCUCGUGCCGCUAAAGAAGAAGAAGUGCAGAACUCUGAUGUCUUCAGUUUUAUAAAUAACCAGCUUGCUGGUCAAGAUCCUGUUUCUAAUGGUUCAGGGAAGAAAUCCAAGGGUUCGAGUGAGGAAAGGAAGGAAGAUCGUCGGUCUUUGGUUGCGUAUGAUGAUGAGGUGAAAGAUUUGAGAAGUAGGGUAGUGAAGCUGGAGGAGAUGGUGAACCGAAAUCGCAGAGAUAAGGCAAUGUUUGAAGCGGCUACAAGGAAGUUGAAUGAGACUCAAAAGGCUCUGGCUGAUGCUGAGGCAGCGCAUGCCUCAGCGUCGAAAGCUGUUGUUAGUAAAGAGAGAGAGAAGAAGUGGCUUAAAUUCUGAGUAAGAUUUGAAAGUUUUUGUGUAUUUGGAUAUCCUUGCUUUGGAAAGCAUGAAUAUAUUUUUGGUGGAUGGUAGUAAUGUUAUGUGAUGGCCUGCUGUGUUUUGAGGUGAA